Cryptomeria japonica (Japanese cedar) is the source of this 4513-nucleotide messenger RNA. Its product is annotated as disease resistance protein RPV1-like. Bases 283 to 2943 code for a protein of 886 amino acids. The record is from RefSeq and is a predicted model, not a curated record. Gene Ontology annotation, molecular function: protein binding; ADP binding. Gene Ontology annotation, biological process: defense response; signal transduction. The transcript is spliced from 5 exons. NCBI's taxonomy places the organism in Eukaryota, Viridiplantae, Streptophyta, Pinopsida, Cupressales, Cupressaceae.
CCUCAGAUUUUUCCGGCUUUCUUCCACGCGUUUGGUCAUCUCUUGCCUCCAUCAUCGACGCCCUCAUACCAAGAUAAAGCGCCUCAGCUUCUCACAUUUUUCCUUCUAUAUUCAACGUGGUUUCGUCCGCAAGUUGCAGCCACUCAAUCUGCCUUCGGUUCUGCUUAUUUUAUCAACAAACCACUGUCUACUUUAGGUCAUUUCUCAACACCAGGCCUACCUUCGUCCUGCUUCGAUUGAUUUCCUUUCAUUGUUUCUCAUUUUUGAGUCCGAUCUGCUUCAAUGGCGUCUACUUCAAAGGCAUCUACUUCUGACACUGGAAGUAAGGGCGCUUUUGAUGGGAUCGCACCGUCUGCGUCGAUUUCUGCCUCAAAACGCACGCAAAAACCGUGCUACGAUGUAUUCAUCAAUCAUCGUGGACCAGACGUCAAACACACCUUAGCUACUGCUCUCUAUAGCAUCCUUAGUGGUAUUUCACUCUCAGUUUUUUUGGAUUCACAAGAGUCGGAAUAUGGUGAUUUUUUGCCCCGAACAAUAGAAGCAGCCAUGACCAGCGCUUUGAUUCAUAUAGCUAUUUUCUCCAAGGGCUAUGCAGACUCACCCAGGUGUUUGGCAGAGCUCUCAUUUAUGCUUAAGUCCGGUGCCACAAUUAUUCCUAUUUUCUACCAUGUAGACCCCGGUACAGAUCUCAGAAGGGUGGAUAAGGGUAAGGGAAUGUAUGUUCAGGCCUUUAAGGAGCAUGAGCGAAAGGGUAGAUACAGCCCACAAAAGCUUCAGGAGUGGAAGAGCGCACUCCACGUUGUCUCAUUUUACCAUGGCGAAAUCAUUAAUACUAAUGAAGAUGAGAUGAGGCUGCGGAAGAAUAUUGUGAGUCGUGUUUUGAAGGAAAAAAAUAUUAAUGUCCCAUUAGUGGUUGCAAAAUAUCCAGUUGGCCUAAAAGAAAUAGUGGAAGAUUUUAAGGCGAAUACACUUCUAUCUGCCCAUGCUAAUCAGGAUGUACAAAUUGUAGGAAUUUGGGGCAUGGGUGGUUCUGGCAAAACCACCCUGACCAAAGAGUUAUACAAUGAAAUAUCUUCUUCAAUGGAUAGGUCGAGUUUUGUGUUUAAUAUUCGAGAUGCUGCAAGCAAAGGUCUAUUGCAUGAUAAGCAGAAAAAACUACUCAACGAUCUUGGCAUCCAAGGUCUAUCAAUUGACAAUAUUGAGGAAGGUAUGCAAAUUCUAUCAAGGGGUUUGAGAUCUAUCAAGGUAUUGAUCAUUCUUGAUGAUGUGGAUAAUGUGGAACAGUUGGAUGCUCUUUUGCCCACAAAAGACAGUAUUGAAAGGGGUAGUCUCAUCAUUGUUACCACACGGACAUUUGAAAUCUUUAAAUCUUGGGAUAUCUCUUCUAUUUAUAAAAUGAGACCAUUAAAUCUAUUAUAUGCAAAGCAGCUUUUUUGUUGGCACUCUUUUUUAAAUUUUUGUCCCCUUGUUGGAUUUGAGGAGCUUGUAGAAAAGUUUUUAAAGAUGUGUAAUGGAUUACCUUUGUCCCUCAAGGUAUUCGGAGCACAGCUGAAUGGUGAAUCUAGCAAAGAGUAUUGGGAAUCACAGUUAAAUGAGAUUUCAAGAAUAGUGCCUAAUGAUAUCAAGCAGAAGCUCAAAAUAAGUUAUUAUGCUCUUAAUGACGAAGAAAAAGAGAUGUUCUCUGAUACUGCAUGUUUCUUCAUUGGAGAAGAGAGUAGCUUGGCAAUUGAAGUAUGGAAUGGAUUGGGGUGGAGUGGUCAGCAAAAUUGGGAAAGGCUCCUUCAUAAGUGUUUGGUUGAGCUUGAUGAUAAUAAUUUUAUCACAAUGCAUGACCAUUUAAGAGAUGUGGGAAGGGACAUUGCAAAUAAACAAUCACCUUACAGACUUUGGAUUCCUCACCAAAUUAUUAAUAUUCAGAAACAAAAAAAGAAAAAAAUAGGCAUUCAAGGAAUAAUUGCCACCACAAGUCAAAUGGAGUGGAGAAUUAAAUGGGGCGAAUUGGCGUCCUUCCCAAGGAUAGUCGAAAACUCUGAUGAUGCUGAUGAGUUUCAGGUUCGCUGCUCGGACGGGGAACUCAUGGUUAACACAACUGGAGGAAUUUGGUUUCUCGCACCCAAAUUAGUUGGACUAAAAUAUUUUGUGAUUACUGGAGAUUAUUUUAAUCAACUAAUGGGUGAAGUAUCAAGAGAACUAGUCUGGCUUCGUUGGUUCGAAAUUGAGCACCGAAACCUUUCGUGGGGGCUUUCAUUGAAAAAGUUGAGGGUUUUAGAACUCCAUGAAAGCUAUGAUCAUGAAAGGAAACAUCACUUGGAAGAGCUGUGGGAAGAAAGUAACGCCGAGGUCCCUGUGCAGUUAAGGCAGUUGCUUAUUUCUCAUUGCUACAGAUUUCAGGGUUUUCCAAAGUCAAUAGGACUUCUAAAUCAUUUGAAAAAGAUCGUAAUCAUUAAUUGCGGCAAUGUUAGGAGUCUCCCAGAUGAAUUUUGCUUUCUCCGAUCGCUGGAACACCUGGUGUUCAGGGAGUGUUACGGGCUAUCAUCACUACCGAGCAAUUUUGGCAAUUUGAGCAAUCUGCGGCAUCUAGGUUUUUGGCAUUGCUUUCAGUUGAAAGGGUUUCCAGUUUCUUUUAAAAACCUGAUGCUUCUGGAACAUCUCAAUUUAGGGUACUGUGAGGACCUCACAUUCACGUCAGAGGACUUAAACUUUCUGGAAAACAUAUCAAAGCUCGAGUAUUUGAACCUUUCUCAUUGCAAACGACUGGAAGAGUUGCCCCAUCAUAUCACAAACCAGACGUCCUUGAGAAUGCUUGAUUUCAGCAAUACCAAGUUAAGGGUGCUACCUGAAAACAUCGGUCAACUCAGUAGACUGAGAGAUGACGAUAUCAGAAGUGUUGUUGACAAGCUUGCCGACCUCUUUUGGAGAUUUGUCUUCGUUGACAAAUCUUGAAAUUAGAAUUUGUUCUAAGCUGGAAUGUCUACCUGGCUCUCUUGGAAAUUUAUCUUGCUUGACCAAUCUCAAGAUUGGAAAUUGUUCUAACUUGAAAUGUCUACCUGACUCUCUUGGAGAUUUGUCUUGCUUGAUCAAUCUUGAAAUUAUGGACUGUCCUAAGGUGAAACGUCUACCUGACUCUCUUGCAGAUUUGUCUUCCUUGACAAAUCUGCUUAUUAAUAAUGGCUCUACGCUGGAAUGUCUACCUGACUCUAUUGGAGAUUUGUCUUCCUUGACAUUUCUUGAAAUUAGUUGUUCUCAGUUGGAACGUCUACCUGACUCUCUUGGAGAUUUGUCUUCCUUAGACAAAUCUUGAAAUUGGUGGGUGCCAUAUGCUGGAAAGCCUACCUGACACUCUUGGAGAUCUGUCUUCCUUGAUGAAUCUUGAAAUUAGAUGUUGUAAUAAGCUGGAAUGUCUACCAGACUCUCUUCGAGUUCUGUCUUCCUUGAUGAAAUUUGAAAUUAGUUGGUGUCCCAAGCUAGAAUGUCUAGGAGUGAAAUCUCUAUCAAAAUCUAUUAGGCAACUUAGUAUAUACAAUAGUCUAAUCAGCAAAUUGGAUUUGGGGGCGGCAUCAUUACCUCAUAAAUUGAGCAACCUGAAGGAGAUACAUCUAUGUAAAACAAAAGUGAGCAAAAUUUCAUUUUCUGAAGAUUGUUGUCCCCACUUGGAGAGCCUCCAUAUUUCCGAGAAUCAUCUUUUAAAGGAGAUCGAAGCGCUGCCAAGCACCCUCCUGUCAAUAUAUUUAAAAAACUCUGGAAUGUUGAGGAACAUUGCUAGUUUUUCAGGAUUAAGUUUUCUGAGAGAAUUUGAUCUAAAAGGUUGCUACGGACUUGAUAAAAUCGAAGGUAUGGAAAAUUGCACGAGAUUGGAAGAAUUGAGGGUUGAGACAUUCUGGGAGGUGUCGGGAAUUGAAAGAUUGGAACACAUGCAGAAUUUGAAGCGGGUGGAACUCAGAGCAGAGGAGGGAUCAUUUAUUGAACGUUGUAUUCGAAUGAUACAGGUGAUAAUAGAUUGUAGGAGUAAAAAUUUCUAGUUAUUUUUAUCUGAUUGCGUAUUGACUGAAUGUUGUUAAAGGAAUUUGCAGAAAUGGCCAGAUGAAAUAAUGAUAUGUGCACCGGCAAUCGCUGAUGCGGCCUCACUUGUACACUCAUUACUCUCUCCCAGUCUCGUGAUCCUUGCGUCCAUCUCUAACCAGCAUAUUAUAUCCAAGCCACGGUUUUGGCUGGAAGAGCCCUACGAUGAUGACUACAUCGGUACAAAGCCGCCCAAUCCUAAGCUAGAUAUAGAGCUGAUGAGUCCCUCCAGUUGUGGUUCCAUUAUGUUUUGUUUUGUUAUAGAUUGUGUUUCCGUUUCUUCAGAAUUGACAGUACGGGUUGGGCUUAUUGCCAGUUUUCCAAAGUUCGCAGUUUAUUGCCACUUUUCCAAAGUUAAUAAUGUUGUUGCGAGCUAGUAAUUUCUUAGCCAAUUAUUCAGUUGUAAUUAUGUAAAUUAAUCAAAUUUUAUGUGCAAAAUUAAUAUUAUGUUUUA